Molecule: messenger RNA, 2171 nt
Organism: Medicago truncatula (barrel medic)
Lineage: Eukaryota; Viridiplantae; Streptophyta; Magnoliopsida; Fabales; Fabaceae
Product: 3-hydroxy-3-methylglutaryl-coenzyme A reductase 1
Exons: 4
Coding region: 1-1698 (565 amino acids)
Biological process (GO): coenzyme A metabolic process; sterol biosynthetic process; isoprenoid biosynthetic process
Cellular component (GO): peroxisomal membrane; endoplasmic reticulum membrane
Molecular function (GO): hydroxymethylglutaryl-CoA reductase (NADPH) activity; protein binding
Source: RefSeq, a predicted model, not a curated record
AUGGACCUCCAUCGCCGGCCGCCGCAAACCACCACCGGCGCCGUCGCGACCAACCCUCAUUCCCACCGUCUCAAAUCACGUUCCCCUCUACCAUCACCAAAAGCCUCCGAUGCUCUCCCUCUACCUCUCUACCUCACCAACACCAUCUUCUUCACGCUCUUCUUCGCCGUCGCGUAUUAUCUCCUCCACAGAUGGCGUGACAAGAUCCGUAGUUCCACUCCCCUUCAUGUCGUCAAUUUCACCGAACUCGCCGCCAUUGUUUCCCUCAUCGCUUCUUUCAUCUACCUUCUAGGUUUCUUCGGUAUCGAUUUCGUUCAAUCGUUUGCUACACGCGCUUCUCAUGAUGGUUGGGACCUCGAUGACACCGUCAUCACCACUACCACCACCACCACCACCAAUCAGCCUCUCCGCAAACUCACCUCACCUGAACCCUCAUUAUGUUCAGAGGAAGAUAAUUCAAUUGUAAACUCCGUCGUAGAAGGUACGAUACCUUCCUACUCACUCGAAUCACAGCUCGGAGAUUGUUUCCGAGCCGCGGCAAUUCGUCGUGAAGCUUUACAACGAACAUCAGGAAGAUCUUUAGAAGGUUUACCAUUAGAAGGAUUUGAUUACGAAGCGAUUUUAGGGCAGUGUUGUGAAAUGCCGGUAGGGUAUAUUCAAAUUCCGGUGGGUGUGGCGGGACCAUUGUUGUUGGAUGGAUUUGAAUACACUGUUCCAAUGGCGACUACAGAAGGGUGUUUGGUUGCUAGUACUAAUAGAGGGUGUAAAGCUAUAUAUGUUUCUGGUGGUGCUGAGAGUGUUGUUUUGAGAGAUGCUAUGUCCAGAGCACCUGUUGUUAGAUUUUCUACUGCUAAAAGAGCUUCUCAGUUGAAGUUUUUCUUGGAGGAUCCUUUGAAUUCUGAUACAUUGGCUGUUGUUUUCAACAGGUCGAGUAGAUUUGCCAGGCUGCUAGGUAUUCAGUGUGCUAUGGCUGGGAAGAAUCUUUAUAUGAGAUUUACAUGUAGUACGGGUGAUGCCAUGGGGAUGAACAUGGUCUCCAAAGGGGUGCAGAACGUUCUUGAUUUCCUUCGAAAUGAUUUCCCUGACAUGGAUGUUAUUGGCAUAUCAGGAAAUUAUUGUUCGGAUAAGAAACCUGCCGCAGUUAAUUGGAUUGAGGGACGCGGGAAAUCAGUUGUUUGUGAAGCAAUUAUCAAAGAAGAUGUGGUGAAGAAGGUAUUGAAGACCAAGGUGGCUGCCCUAGUGGAGCUAAACAUGCUCAAAAACCUUGCUGGUUCUGCUGUUGCUGGCACUCUUGGUGGAUUCAAUGCCCAUGCUAGUAACAUUGUUUCUGCCAUUUUUAUAGCCACUGGUCAAGAUCCAGCUCAAAAUGUUGAAAGUUCCCAUUGCAUAACAAUGAUGGAAGCCGUAAAUGAUGGGAGAGACCUUCAUAUUUCAGUGACAAUGCCAUCCAUUGAGGUGGGUACGGUAGGGGGUGGGACACAACUUGCAUCUCAAUCUGCUUGCUUGAACAUGCUUGGUGUGAAGGGUGCAAGCAAGGAGGAACCAGGAUCAAACUCGAGACUCUUGGCAACCAUUGUUGCUGGAGCUGUUUUAGCUGGCGAGCUGUCUCUGAUGUCUGCCAUUGCUUCAGGGCAACUAGUCAAAAGCCACAUGAAAUACAACAGAUCAUGCAAAGAUGUAACUAAAAUUUCAUCUUGAGGGUGAGGUCUUAGUUGCAGUCAUUGUUUAUGGUGUCUAAAAUAAAAUAGUCUUUUUCAGCGCAGAAACCGGAAUUUAGGGAAGGAAAAUAGAAGACAUUGGAUUCAAUUUGAUUGUUGGUACCCAUAUCUGGCUCUGUGUAAUAUUUUGAUAGUACCUGUUUGGUUGUCCUCUCCGGUCACUCCUUUCAGCCGAGCCAUUGGUGGGUGUUAACAUUCUCCAUUUCCUUAACCAAGACAUUGGAGUGUUGUAUUAUAAUUCUUUUUCUGGUAUUUAUGUUUAGUAUAUAUGUAUCAAUGUACUGUUGUCUACAUUUAUUACCUUUAUUUGAUGUAAUUGUGGACCAGUUAGUUAGCCGUGUGGUUCGAUGAAUUUCCUUUUGUCGUACUUGUCCACAUAGUAUCCAUGAAAUGAAUUUGACCAUGUCUUUCUUAUGAUUUCUCAUUCAGUCAGAAUGGAUGUUGGUGUUAUUA